This is a messenger RNA of Phyllostomus discolor (pale spear-nosed bat), 5590 nucleotides long. RefSeq names its product calmodulin regulated spectrin associated protein 1 (gene CAMSAP1). The record is from RefSeq and is a predicted model, not a curated record. Gene Ontology annotation, cellular component: microtubule minus-end. Gene Ontology annotation, biological process: cytoplasmic microtubule organization; neuron projection development; negative regulation of microtubule depolymerization. NCBI's taxonomy places the organism in Eukaryota, Metazoa, Chordata, Mammalia, Chiroptera, Phyllostomidae. The transcript has 18 exons. Gene Ontology annotation, molecular function: calmodulin binding; spectrin binding; microtubule minus-end binding. The coding region runs from base 318 to 5048 and encodes 1576 amino acids.
CCGGCCCGCGGCCCGGCCCGCACCCCCGCCCGUCGCCUCCCGGGCUCCCGGGCGACCCCGGCUCGGCCCCGCAGCAUGCAGCAGCAGCAGCACCCGCGGCGGCGGAGGCGGCGGCGGCUCUGAGGAGAGGCGGGCGGGCCGGCCGGCCGGCCUGCGGGCCCCACGCGGGGCGGUCGCGCCCGUGAGUCCGGCCCGGCCCCACGCGGCCCGCGCGGCGCCUUUGUUGCCGGCGCCGCCGCCGCAGCGCCGGGAGCGUGCGGAGGGCGAAGGCGGGCGGGCGGGCGGGCGGCCGCGCGGCCGGGGACGGCUGACAGAGGAUGGAGGCCGCGCCCGACGGCGCCGCGGACGUCGUGCCGCUGGACCGCUACGACCCGGCGCGCGCCAAGAUCGCCGCCAACCUGCAGUGGCUCUGCGCCAAGGCGUACGGCCGAGAUAACAUCCCUGAGGACCUCAGGGACCCCUUCUACAUCGACCAGUACGAGCAGGAGCACAUCAAGCCGCCUGUCAUCAAGCUUCUGCUGUCCAGCGAGUUGUACUGCCGAGUCUGCAGCCUCAUCCUGAAAGGGGACCAGGCAGCCGCCUUGCAGGGACACCAGUCUGUCAUCCAGGCCCUGUCCCGGAAAGGGAUUUACGUGAUGGAGAGCGAUGACACCCCUGUGACGGACCCUGACCUCAGCCACGCACCCAUAAAGAUGAGUGCCCACAUGGCGAUGGUGGACGCCCUCAUGAUGGCCUACACCGUGGAGAUGAUCAGCAUCGAGAAGGUGGUGGCCAGCGUCAAACGCUUCUCGACGUUCAGCGCCUCGAAGGAGCUCCCCUACGACCUCGAGGACGCCAUGGUGUUCUGGGUCAACAAGGUGAAUCUUAAGAUGAGAGAGAUCACCGAGAAGGAAGUGAAGCUGAAACAGCAGCUGCUGGAGAGCCCGGCCCAUCAGAAGUCUCCCUCCAAGUGGUACUGGAAGCUGGUGCCCGUGCGCUACCGCCGGGAGCACCUGUCCACGAGGCAGCCGCCCUACUUCCCGUUGCUGGAGGACCUGAUGCGGGACGGCAGUGACGGGGCCGCUCUCCUGGCCGUGGUGCACUACUACUGCCCGGGGCACAUGAAGCUGGACGAUAUAUGCUUGAAGGAGGUAACGUCCAUGGCUGACAGUCUGUAUAACAUUCGGCUUCUGAGAGAGUUCUCGAAUGAAUACCUUAACAAAUGUUUUUACCUCACUUUAGAAGACAUGCUGUAUGCUCCCUUAGUGUUGAAGCCGAACGUUAUGGUUUUUAUAGCCGAACUCUUCUGGUGGUUCGAGAACGUCAGACCAGAUUUUGUCCAACCCAGGGAUGUUCAGGAGCUGAAAGAUGUGAAAACCGUGUCGCACCAAAAAAGCAGUCGGCCCCCUGUUCCUAUCUCCAACGCCACCAAGCGCAGCUUCCUGGGCAGCCCCGCGGCGGCGAGCCCGGCCGAGCUGCCGCCCCCUACCCCGCUGCCAGCCGAUGGCUACCACCGGCACCACCUGCACCCCGAGGAGCCCGAACAUCUGGGGAAAGGGGCUUCUGCGUUUAGCCCGUCUCACCCUCUGCUGCCCCUGAGGCAGAAACAGCAGAAGACGGUGCAGGGAGAGGACGCGCCCGAUCAGCGGCACCGGUCCAAUUCCUUGACUCGCGUGGACGGGCAGCCACGGGGAGCAGCAGUAGCGUGGCCAGAAAAAAAAAACAGGCCCGUGUCUCAGCCAGCGCCCUUUGCUCUCCAUCACGCCGCGAGUGGCGAUGUGGACCCCGGCUCUGGCGACAGCGUCAGCUUGGCCCGUUCCAUCAGCAAGGAUAGUUUGGCGUCCAACAUCAUCACCCUGACCCCCCAGAACCAGCCACAUCCCUGCACCCUGAGGGCCAAUGGGAGGAGCCUCCUGAACAAUGUCGACAUGGAGGACGAGGACGAAGAGCUCGUAGCCAUCAUUAGGACGGACGGGGCUCCCCACGGCGGUGACCUGGGCCCGGUGUCAGGUGCCAGGUCUCCCCAGAGACUGGCAGGCACCUCAGAAAGUAAACCUGACAGUUUCUUCUUGGAGCCGUUGAUGCCGGCUGUGCUCCGGCCGGCCAAGGAGAAGCAGGUGGUCGCCAAGGAGGACGAGUGUGGGGAAGGGCGGCCGAGAAGCUGCACGGCCAGGAGGCCUGGUGAGGGCCACCCGCCUCUGGGGCGGAGGAAGGCGCCCGGCACGCACGCCAGUCGUGACUUGAACAGGACUUUCACCCCCAUCUCCUCCUCGGAACUGUGCACCGAGGCGGGGCCGCAGGCUGGGGAGGCCCGUGGCGGGCCCCUGCCUGGGGGCAGUUUUGACCCGCCGUCCCAAGGGCAGUCUGCCGACGGCUUCUUUCUGCACGUGGCCAGAGCCGACGAGGAUGUGGAGGGCAGGCUGUCCGUGGGCCGUGCGAGAAGCCCCCGCGCCCCUGACCCAGAGCCGUGGACCGUCCUGAGGCAGGACUCCGACUCGGACGUGGCGGACCUGGAGGAGGCCGAGCACGACUUCCUGGGCGAGGACCGCGCCGUGCUGCUGGCGAAGUGCAUGGGCGAGGAGGAGUCGGCCAAGCUGCAGGAGGACAUGCAGGUGAAGGAGCACGAGGACAAGGACGACGCCAGUGGCCGCUCCAGCCCCUGCCUGAGCACCGUCUCCCAGGUCAGCAGCGUCUCCAUGGCGAGCGGGAGCGUGAGGAUGACCAGCUUUGCGGAACGGAAGCUGCAGAGGCUCAACAGCUGCGAGACCAAGUCGAGCACCAGCAGCUCCCAGAAGACCACGCCCGACGCCUCGGAGAGCUGCCCCGCCCCGCUCACCACGUGGAAGCAGAGGAGGGAGCAGAGCCCGGGCAGGCAGGGCAGAGACCACGCCAGCCUGCUGGCCUCCGAGCUGGUGCAGCUUCACAUGCAGCUGGAGGAGAAGCGCAGGGCCAUCGAGGCCCAGAAGAAGAAGAUGGAGGCGCUGUCUGCCCGGCAGCGCCUGAAGCUGGGAAAGGCGGCCUUCCUGCACGUGGUCAAGAAGGGCAAGAGCGAGGCCGCUACCCAGCCACUGAAGCCAGAGCUCGUGGCUCGGGAGUGCGCACAGCACGACGGGGAGGACUACGACACGGCCGUGUCCAGAACAGAGGUGUUUCUUGUGAGGGACCUGGGCAGGGACAGUCUCGGCGAGGGUCAGGGUGUGGACAGAGAGAGCUUGGCUUUCCUCCCGCAGCUCAGCCUGAAGGACCCUGCCGCCCUGCCGGAGCUGGAGAAGGGCAAAGUGCUGCCUGCCGCCCUCCUGGAGGACUCCGGGGACGUGGCCGACGUGGGCGAGUGCGACCUCUCCAUCGAGAAGCUCAACGAGACGAUCAGCACGCUGCAGCAGGCCAUCCUGAAGAUCUCCCAGCAGCAGGAGCAGCUGCUCCUGAAGUCCCCUGCGGCACCCGCCCCAGGUUCCAGAAACAACACCCAGGACCCAAAGGUCCAGGCGUCCAUCCACUUUGUGGAGCCGCUCUCUCCCACCGCAGUGACGGGCCACCGCAAACCUCCCCGCCUCGGCCAGGGCCGGAAUUCCCGGCUGGGGAGACCAGCCGAGCUGAAGGUUGCGAAAGACAGGCAGCAGGGUUCCCGCAGCAAGACGCCGACGCCCAGCGUGGAGGCCCUCCCUCACGGACGGCCUUUUCCGCCUCGGGCGCCCUCGGACCCGGGCUGGGAUGGCGCCGCAGACCCUGGGGGUGACCCUCACGAGAAGGGCUUCUUCGACAGCUACCGGCUCCACGAUGAAAGCAACCAGCGGGCGUUUGUCCUGUCCUCGCCCAAAGACGCGAACAUUCUGUCGGAACAGAUGAGCCUCAAAGAAGGUCUGGACUUUGGCGCGAAGGAGGCGGGGCUCAGCGUCCCCGCUGUCUCAGGAAAGGAGGACGGUUCCGUGGACGGGGCCCCGAGGAGCAAGGCCAGCCUCAUCGAGGUGGACCUGUCCGACCUGAAGGCCCCCGAUGAGGACGGACAGACGGAGGGCCGAGAGAGCACGGUGGACCUCAGCGUUGAGGGCGACCAGAAACCGGGGGUCGGCUUCUUCUUCAAGGAUGAACAGAAGGCGGAGGAUGAACUCGCCAAGAAGCGGGCGGCCUUCCUCUUGAAGCAGCAGCGCAAGGCCGAGGAGGCCCGUGUGCGGAAGCAGCAGCUGGAGGCGGAAGUUGAGCUCAAGAGGGACGAGGCCCGGCGGAAAGCCGAGGAGGACCGGGUACGGAAGGAGGAGGAGAAGGCGCGGCGCGAGCUCAUCAAGCAGGAGUACCUGCGGAGGAAGCAGCAGCAGAUUCUGGAGGAGCAAGGGCUGGGCAACUCCAAGGCAAAGCCGAGAAAGCCCCGGCCCAAGUCCGUGCACCGGGAAGAGCCUCGCGGCGACUCGGGGACCAAGUGCCCCUUGACUCCUGACAACCUGAGCCGGGCCCAGUCGGGCUCCAGCCUGUCCUUGGCCUCCGCAGCGACGACCGAGCCCGAGAGCGUUCAUUCGGGGGGCACGCCUGCCCAGCGAGUUGAGUCGCUGGAGGCCUUGCCCACACUGAGCCGCAACCCCAGCAGGAGCACAGACAGAGACUGGGAGACAGCGUCCGCAGCAUCCUCCCUCGCCUCGGUGGCCGAGUACACAGGCCCCAAGCUCUUCAAGGAGCCCAGCAGCAAAUCCAACAAGCCCAUCAUCCACAACGCCGUGUCCCACUGCUGCCUGGCUGGGAAGGUGAACGAGCCGCACAAGAACUCCAUAUUAGAGGAGCUGGAGAAGUGCGACGCCAACCACUACAUCAUCCUGUUCCGCGACGCCGGCUGCCAGUUCCGGGCGCUCUACUGCUACUACCCCGACACGGAGGAGAUCUACAAGCUCACGGGCACGGGCCCGAAGAGCAUCACCAAGAAGAUGAUCGACAAGCUGUACAAGUACAGCUCGGACCGGAAGCAGUUCAACCUGAUCCCCGCCAAGACCAUGUCCGUCAGCGUGGACGCGCUCACCAUCCACAACCACCUGUGGCAGCCCAAGCGGCCCGCCGUGCCAAAGAAGUCCCAGACACGCAAGUGACGCGCCGCGCGCGGGCCGAGGUGCCGUGGGCCCGUGCUCGCUUCCGCCAUUCCGCCGCGAAGGGCGAGGAGCCACAGACCUUUUUGGAAGGGGCUCCUGAGCGGCCGUGGGACACCACCCUCCCUCCUCCCGCGCAGGACGCCGGGCGGGGCUGGCACGGAGGGACGCGCGCCGGGUCCCGCCACUGCUGUGGUCACUGCUGUCCCCAGGCUGCCUGGCAAGGGGCGUGCGUGGGGCAGGGUUCCUUUUACUUGAAGUUCUUCGGUGUAAACUGACAGUGACUGACUCGGCUUCCUGGCCUCUCGCCUCGCCCCCUAUGCACACGGCUCGGCCCCUCGCGCCCUCGUGAGGGGGGAGGACGGAGACGGGCUCCCGUCGGCCAGGGUGCGCGAGCGUCUCCAGGAAAGGAACUCAUACGGGGGUCUCGUUCACUUGGGAAAUGUAUGAUAUUUAUUGAUUGUGUCUACUGCCAACGUUUAUACCCGAUCCUGAGAUUUCUGAAAAUGAUUUUUGUUCUUUGCUGCUCAGAAAAAGUUUACUGA